This is a messenger RNA of Insectozyma verbasci, 465 nucleotides long. The record is from the annotation of a GenBank genome assembly. Lineage: Eukaryota; Fungi; Ascomycota; Pichiomycetes; Serinales; Debaryomycetaceae.
AUGGCUAGUAAUAAUAAUAAUCAAACGGAAACAACAAUUUAUCAAACACUCGAUGAAUUAGGAAUAUCUCCUAUACCUUCAUUUUUAUUAGGAUCAUCUUUAAUAUUUAAAGGUUUAUUAAGUUCAGGCCAAUCAAUUUCAAAAAUACCAAAUCAAGGUACUUCUGGUUCUAGUUUUAAAUUUAAUCAAAAAUUAUCAAUUGCAAAACCAACAAGGUUAUCUUGUUUUACAUUUGGAGGUGCUUCAUUAUUAGGAUCUUGGAUGUUAUAUGAUGGAGAUCCAUUAAAUGCUUCUGGUUUUAAUAUGGCAUGGUCAGGAUUAUAUUUAUUAGUUAAUGGUAAAUCAUCAAUUAAAAGUGUAAUACAUGGUAGAUUAUCACCAAUUUUAUUAAGUAGUUUGGCUUUAUUUAAUACGGGAUUAUAUGGUAGAGAAUUUUUUUGGAGUAAACAAAGUCCAUUCAAAUAG